GGCUUUCUGCUGCAUGGUGCCGUGCUAAGUCACUUGUGAGCCGCGAAUUGGCCGCGAACGGAAAUGUUGUGAAUUGUGAUCAGCGCGGUGGCUGUUGAAUGAUGAUUGGAGUCUCGGCAAUCCGUGUGGACAGUUUGAGUUGUUAGAAAGGUGGAUCAACAUAAAUGAAGAUUUCGUGGAACUUGGAAGUGGUGAGUGCCGAGUGGUGACAACCUGAAUCAUGAUUCUGUCUCGGUCAGUUCCUUGCUGAAUGCUGCGCGCGUCUUCAUCCCAGAGCCCAACCAGAGCCGCGCGCGCGGAGUUUUACCUAACUUGCAAGUUGCAAGUGUAGAAAGCCGAUUUGUUUUUCAAAUGAUGUCCUUGAAAUAACGAUCGAAGACUGACGAACAUUUACUCGCAAAAUGGCCUCGGACCCCUGCCGGAUCGCCGCGCCUACAGUGCUGGGCGGACGCCGACGGCAGAUCGGCGUGCGACGCUUCACCGCCGCCGCCGGGGUUGCUGAUAUCGGCGAGGCCACUUGUGGUGACAUGUCUCUGAUGGUGGCCAGUAACGGUCUGCUGGGCAGCGCGCCGGGGCCGGCCGCGCCGCCUCCGCCGCCUCCCACUGUCGCCCUGCCGCCCGUCGGCCUGGCGAGGUUGGACGCCAAGCGGCGCGACAGCGGCGACUCCGAGGCGCGCUCCACACACAGCUCCAGCAACAGUACCACGGAGGAGCACGCGCCCAACAAGAUCUUCGUGGGCGGCAUCAGCUUCCAGACGACGCCGGAGAAACUGCGGGCCUACUUCGCGCCGUACGGUACCAUCCUGGAUGUGAUGGUUCUCAAGGAUCCGGCUACAAACAGAAAUCGCGGCUUCGGCUUCGUCACGUUCGCCGACAUCGAGUCGGUGAACAAGGUGCUCAACCAGGAGGAGCACAUGCUGGACGGCAAGAAGAUCGACCCGAAGCUGGCCACGCCCAAGGGCCAGAAGGCGGCCGGCGAGCUGCUCAUCCCGAGGAAGGUGUUUGUCGGCGGAGUCAGCCAGGAGACCAACUCGCAGGAGCUGCUCGAGUACUUCACACAGUUCGGCAAGGUGCUGGAGUGCUCACUACAGAUGGACAACAACACCAAGCGGCACCGCGGCUUCGCGUUCGUAACGUACGAGAAUGAAGAGAACAGCGCGCGCGUCGUCAAGAAGCACCACCACGUCAUCAAGAACAAGACGGUCGAGUGCAAGUACGCGCAGCCGAAGGAGACGAUCCAGGCGACGGAGCGGGCCAAGCGGGCGCAGCUGAUCUCUGUGAUGCAGUCGGCGGCGGCGGCCAGCGGCCCGCUCUCCCCGCUGGCGGCUCAGAUGCAGCAGGUGCAGCAGCACUACUCGCGGGUGAUGACCGCCGGCGGGCCGGCCUUCUCGGGCCUCUCCAGCUUCCGGUACUCGCCGUACUCUGUGCCGGUGGCGGCGCCGUCCCCCUCGCUGGGCCAGCAGCUGGCCGGCGGCCUGCCGUCCGGCGUGGGCGCCAUGGGCGGCCCGGCGGCGCUCUCGGCGGCCGCCCUGCAGCCCACCGCCGCCGCCAUGCCCUACCAGUUCGCCAACAUCGACGUCUCGGGCCUGCAGGGCCUGGACUGGAGCGCGGCCGCCGCGCCCCUCUACGGCAUGUACACAGCCUAGUGGCGCGCCGGAGCGGCGACGUCGCUCACCGACGAGGUGUGUAUGCUGGAUGUCUUUCAUGGUUGUGGUAGACAGGCAGCAGCGUAGAGUAGCCGCGAACGUUUGCUCAGCCGGCGCCCGACUCCAGACGGCCGGACCGUGGCGGACAGAGAUUUCGAGACAAUAAGCAUAAGUUUUCUCAGGGGUUUUAAGUUAUUUAUUGUCGAUCCGUCGCGGUGGUGUGCGCGUACUUCCGACUACCGACAGGCAGGGCCGGGAAGGAAGAAAGGUGUCCGCUCAGAUCUCAUGUAGAGUCAGGUAGUACAACAAAGCGUCACAUCCGCAUCUUGCCAAACGGCCAUCUCCGAUUCCUACGCGCGGUGUCGCCCAGAACAGUGUGUUUAACUGUUGUGCGCCGCUUGCCGAGCUUGAGUGUAGUCACGAGCUGUUCAUGUAUAGCAGGUCUUCCACUGUCUGGGCGCCUGGCCGCGCUCCGGCGGACCCGUGGACGCCUCUGUUUGUCCCCGGCCGCCGCCGCAGUAUUCUUGCGCGAACCCUCGUGUGCACAGCAUAUCAGUCACUGGACCUCACGUGUUGUAGUAAUAACCAUGGCAAUAAGGGGCGGCGGCGGUGCCUGCCGGCGAGCCGGCCGUACCCUGACGCCGCUCCUGGCCACCCACCCGCGCGGCUCGGCUCGGCGGCCGGGCGGCGGCGGCGGCGGACCGGUCACCACCCACUCUGAGCUGCCGCCGCCGCCCGCCGGCCGCCGCGCCGCGCGCCCUCCGGUGCCAACCAGCACGGCGCGCCCACGUGCAGAGCACAAACUGUCUCAGUGCCAAAUACUCCCCUGUCUGCCCAUCUCUGUCUAACAUGUCGUCAUAGCAAUAACUCGCAGAUAGUCGUUUAGUUUUGUAAAUGCGUACUCGGUGUUCGGCCGGCCGUGGCCGCGCCCGAUCUCCCUCUGUAUUCGAAAGGAAUGUGUUUGGGGCGGCAGCGGCGGCCGCGGCGGGUCCGCAGCGGUCGGCCGCGCCCGCCGCUGCCUCCAUAGCCGUAGGUCUUUCUUGGCCGUGUCCCCGUUGCGGCCGUGCGAGGGCCUCCCGCGGCCGCCCUCCGUUCAGCAGUCUCUCUGUCUAUCUCUCUGAGCCCUCUGUGUAGCCCUCCUAUUACUAUAGUGGUCAACUUUGUGACUAGUUAGUCGUAGAGGCCGCGCGGCGGGCUGCGCCGACGCCGGCUGUUUUGUAUAUAACCCUGCGGUCGGGACUCGGCGCGCGGCCGGCCCCGUCGCCGUCGCCGCCGCGGACCUGGCAUGGGUCAGUCGUGUCGUGUAGAUCGCUAUGUAGUUGUUCAGUGGCUGAACUUUCGUUUCUCCUUUUAUCCUAGUUUCCAAGCAUUGUAGUAGUUCUCGGUGAAUAAACGUAGAUACGUAGUGAGGCUUGUGGGCUCUUCUCGAGCGGCGGUUAACCAGGGUCGGGGGGCAUGGGCGGGCGGCGCCGGCCAGGGCGCCCGCACCCGUCUGCUCGUCAGGUAGCUGGCCGGCGAGUCGGGCCGGCCAGUGUACCGCCUACCGGUAGUGCUUCCAGCUACAGUACCGGCAGUGCCGUGCCUAACAGCCAGCCUAGUGAGCGCUUGGCGGCCGCCCGCCGCCCAGCCAGCAUGCUCUCUCUAUCUCUGUUUCUGUCUCUCUGUGUCUGUGCGUGCCCAUGCUGCCGGCGCCGGGCGGCAGCCGGCGCGGUAGCAGUUCCCACCCGACACUCGCCGCCAACACUGAACACUCCGACACUCAGAGAACUCCUGACACUCACUCAGAGACUCGCUGACACUCAGAGGACCACGCCGGUUCGCUCAGGGACCGGUUAUUUUCAGGGAUUGGGCGGGGAGCGUUUGUACCGUUUUGUAUGCACUGUGUUUGUAUGAGGUGUCUAUUGGACCGCGGAGCCAGCCGUUGCUGCUCCGUCGCGACGACCAUCGAACUAAGUCUGCCUUAUUUUCAGUAUCUGUGCGCUCACCGGGUGUGCUGAGCCAGCCGGGCCGGUAAGAGGGAGCGACAUUCCAGAGGUGCUCUUCUAUCUAGUCUAGCCGCGGCAGCUAGAGGUCGAUUAGCUCUCUGUAGACGGCAGUUUUUGAUGAGAUAAUCAAAAGUCUGUGUUGGUAUGAGGGAGGGCGUGUGUAGGGGUGUCGAGCAGACCAGUAUUGGCCUGCGCUGGCGCCCGCAGUCGGUCUCAUACUGGACCGAUACGGGGGGCAAUGGUCCCGUAGGCGACCUCUCAGCUCCGGGGCGCAGCGGCCGCCGACUCAGGGCGGCCAUCGCCAGCCGCCCACAAAUCACACCGGACAGUCGUGUUGCCAUGGCGACGCCGAUGAUUUAUCGCCCCGGGCGCAAUUCGGUCGGCCGCCGAACUUGGGUGAGCUGGUGGCCCGCGCGGAGGCGCCGACGCCGCCCCCUAGUGCGGUCGAGGUGGGCGCCUCCGCCGGCGGCGCCGGCACCGAUCACCCAGCUUCCAGACAGCUCUGCCUUAUCUUUGCAGUGUGUGCGGUGCGUGUGCUGGUAUAUUCUCUAGGACCGGACGCGGGCUGCGACGCGCCGGGCACGUUCCUAGUCGCGAGCUGCCGGCCGGUCGGAGGGGGGCGGCGGCCGCGGCGCCGCGAGCUGCCGCCCACCCUCGCCGGUCCGGCUGCCAGUAGAAACUCCUGGUUGUGAUUUCCUAUAUAGAGGAUCGACAUAGGCGUGCAAUAUGUAGGCGCAACGUCCGGCCUAGCGGACGGUGUCGGUGUGUGCUCCCUAGAGAAUAAACGUUGACUAGCGGC
Messenger RNA from Amphibalanus amphitrite, 4430 nucleotides. RefSeq names its product RNA-binding protein Musashi homolog 2-like. The record is from RefSeq and is a predicted model, not a curated record. The transcript has 4 exons. Gene Ontology annotation, cellular component: cytoplasm. Lineage: Eukaryota; Metazoa; Arthropoda; Thecostraca; Balanomorpha; Balanidae. Gene Ontology annotation, molecular function: RNA binding. Bases 402 to 1646 code for a protein of 414 amino acids.